Molecule: messenger RNA, 990 nt
Organism: Candidozyma auris
Lineage: Eukaryota; Fungi; Ascomycota; Pichiomycetes; Serinales; Metschnikowiaceae
Exons: 1
Coding region: 1-990 (329 amino acids)
Cellular component (GO): mitochondrion
Molecular function (GO): electron transfer activity; flavin adenine dinucleotide binding
Source: RefSeq, a predicted model, not a curated record
AUGUUCCGUGCAAUUGCCUCGAAGAGGCUCUUCUCUUACUCAGCUGCAAAACUAGACACGCUUGCGUUCAUCGAGGUUGCAAACGGCAAAGUUUCCCCCGCCUCGUUAUCAGCUAUCUCUGCUGCCAAAGAGAUUGGAAAGCCUGUCACUGGCAUUGUUUUGGGCCCUGAAGGCGACAAGGGCAAGGACUCUGCUGCCAAAGUGGACGGUUUGUCAAAGUUGCUUGUGGCGAAAGACGCCAAAUACGACCACUACCUUGCCGAAGAAGUGGCUCCUUUGCUUAAAGAGGUGGUGACCAAAAACGGCUUCACUCAUUUCAUCACCCCAGCUUCUGCCGUAGGCAAGUCUUUCUUGCCUCGCUUGGCAGCUUUGCUUGACGUUCAGCCUGUUUCUGACAUCAUCAAGGUUGUAGGUGAAGAUACCUUUGUUAGACCCAUCUACGCUGGAAACGCCUUGGCCACUGUCAAGUCCAAGGACAGCGUGAUUCUUGCGUCUGUAAGAGCGUCUGCAUUUCCCCCAGCUGAGCUCUCAAAUGAUGCAUCGAUUGAAGAGAUUUCUGAAAGCGUAGAAUCUGGAAACAGAACAGAGUUCGUGGGUGAAGAACUUGUGCAGUCGGAGAGACCAGAGUUGGGGUCUGCGUCGAGAGUUGUUUCCGGCGGGCGUGGAUUGAAGAACAAAGAGACAUUUGAGAGCUUGAUGAACCCACUCGCAGAGAAACUCAACGCUGCAAUUGGUGCCUCCAGAGCUGCCGUGGAUGCUGGCUUCUGCGACAACUCGUUGCAGGUAGGCCAGACGGGUAAGAUUGUUGCGCCAGAGUUGUAUGUGGCCGUUGGUGUUUCCGGUGCCAUCCAACACCUUGCAGGAAUGAAGGACUCCAAGACGGUAGUUGCCAUCAACAAGGACCCAGAGGCGCCUAUCUUCAAUGUGGCCGAUAUCGGCUUAGUUGGUGACCUCAACGAGGCCGUUCCCGAGUUGGUUUCCAAGUUGUAG